GUCGUCAAAAGUGGGGGAUAUAUCUCAAGACAUUAGAGACCAGUGCGGAGAUACUGUCACCGCAUUUGUGGGCCAUUUAGUGCCUCUUAUGAAGCGAGUUGUGGGCAAACGGGUGUCUCUAUUGCAGCACAAGUCCCGGUCCUAUGAGACUCACGAGUGGGCUGUGAAUAAGUUGCCGCCGCAUCCAAACGACAUACCAUUCCUCACGUUUGGUCUACUGAUUAAUGAGGAGUACGCCUACAAUACCAUAGAAAGAGGUCCCGAAGCGGACACUGAAGAGGCCAAGGAUUUCAAAGACUUCUGGGGCUCGAAGUCAGAAUUGAGAAGAUUUCAGGACAAUUCCAUCUGCGAAGCCGUCUAUUGGACAGCGAAGACGUUGUCUCAGAAGCGACAGAUUGUCUCCGAAGCCCUCGAAUUCAUUUUGAUAAACAUUUUAGACAUCGACUCGACGGCGAUGUUGAGCACUGGAGCCCUAUUGAAUCCGAUGGUUGAGCUCAAGAACUUGAAGUUCGACGACAAGAAUGUGAUGUACGGAACGGGAGAAGAGUUUUUCAUCUCAUUGUCUCAUAAGUUGGACUCAUUGUCCAAGAAGUUAAGGAGUUUGGAAGGACUUCCACUGACUGUCACUCACGUCCAGUCAAUUGAUCCGGUAUUUCGUGCCACAGAAGUAUUCCCGCCGUUGGCUAUGAAUAGUGGGAAGUCUUAUAACGUGUUGAAGAACUGCAACGCAUUUGAUCUACUGAUCGAUCAAAGAGUUCCCAAGUAUUUCAAGCCAUUGAAAGUGAUUAUCCAAUUGGAAGGCAGUGGCAAAUGGCCGGACAAUGUGCAGGCAUUCCGUCGGGUGAGGGCCUCCUUUCACAUAGAGUUAGCUAAACGACUGUCCAAACAGUACGGAUUAGUAUCACAUCCCGGCGUUGACUAUGUCGAUGUCUACGACACGGGACACGUGUUUCGAGUGAUAAUUGGUUCGCACAAAGAGUUGGUUCUCUUGAGACAAAUCCAGACACCGGACGGACUCGUGAAGCGCGUCGACAGCGAAGUGGCCGACCGUUUAGAGACGACAUACGAAGUGAUCCCUAAAAUCAAUGGCGCCUUAAAUGCGUUGAGUCGCAGGUGUCUGUGCUAUGGGAUCAGCUGUCGGUUAGCCAAACGGUGGAUCGGGUCGCAGAUGUUGGCCCACUAUUUGGAUGACAUGGCUGUGGAUCUGAUAGUCGCCCAUAUAUUCCUUAAUCCAAAUCCAUAUACUGUUCCAAAUUCACCGACUGUUGGGUUCAUAAGAUUCUUGUCACUGAUCUGUGACCACAAUUGGAAGAUAACUCCACUGAUUGUGGACUUGAAUGGAGACCUGGAGGAGGGAGUGGUAACUGAUAUGAACGCCAAGUUCAUGAAGAAUAGGUCUAAAUAUGCGGCGAUGUUUGUGACGAGUGGUUACGAUAAGCGACUCUCGGAAUGGACUCAUCGAUGGCCCGAUGCUGUCGUAUUGAAUCGGAUUCAGGUGUUGGCAACGGCUGCCAAACAGGCACUGGAGGGACAUAUGAGGGAUGGCAUCGAUUUUGACAUAAAAUCGAUAUUUAGACCCGAUUUAGACAUCUAUGAUGUGAUCAUACGAUUAAAAUCGGAUCAAAUUGUGAAUCAAAUACAAGCCGUGGAUUUCCCCCAGAAGUUCGAGUUCGCGGUCAAGACAUUUGAUCCCGAAGUCAACGAAUUGCUGCCAAUUGUGGCCUUCGAUCCAAUUGACGCUUAUUUAAGACAAUUGAGAGACACUUACGAAGAAUUUGCGCUCUUUUUCUACGACCGGUUCGGCGGCCGAGAGAUAGGAGUUCUCUGGAGACCAGAGGUCUUCAAGAGUCAGCCGUUUUCGAUGUCAACGGCUCUUAAAUGCGGUCUAUUGUCGAGUACUGCCGGUGCGGAUGGCGUCCAGAAUGUGGCC
Messenger RNA from Oppiella nova, 1930 nucleotides. The record is from the annotation of a GenBank genome assembly. Lineage: Eukaryota; Metazoa; Arthropoda; Arachnida; Sarcoptiformes; Oppiidae.